CGGUGACUCCUCACAAAAUAGUACGCACUUCUGGGGCCCAGUGGCCAACUGGGGCCUUCCCAUCGCUGCCAUCAAUGACAUGAAAAAGUCUCCGGAGAUCAUCAGUGGGCGGAUGACCUUUGCGCUCUGCUGUUACUCCCUGACGUUCAUGAGAUUUGCCUACAAGGUGCAGCCUCGGAACUGGCUCCUGUUCGCCUGCCACGCCACAAAUGAAGUCGCCCAGCUCAUCCAGGGAGGACGGCUUAUCCGACAUGAGAUGGCCAAGAAGGCGUCAGCAUAACAACGGAAAACGAGGGGACCAGCUGCCAGCGGCUCCAGAGGCGGAGUCCCUCAUCGGGAAGAGUCUCGCCAGAAACAGAUGCUGACUGCUGUUUUUACUAACCAGAUUAUUUUUCUAGAAAUAGCAGAGCGCCCCUGAGCCCACUCUCUGCUGCCUUAUAAGUACGAAUAUUCUACUUCUCUUCAGAAAGAGUAGCUCGAAUAUGCGAUCAAGUUCAUGAUUCCCAGUGAUGGUUUUAUCUGCAGUAGUAUGUGUCCUGUCUGUUAAAAUUUACUGCGUGAAAACCUGAAGAGAACAAAACUUGUAACCACUAGCAUUAGGUUCUCAGAAAUCAUGGCUUUUUCUUUAAUGACCACAAGACGGUGGACAGCUGGCCACAUACCUAAGAUCACACUGCCAGUGUUUGAAAAGAUAUUUGUAUUUCCCUGCAAUGUGUAUAUUGAAAUGCUGUAAUUAAUGGCAAUAAAUGAUUUAAAUAUUUGUCAAAU
Molecule: messenger RNA, 768 nt
Organism: Vicugna pacos (alpaca)
Lineage: Eukaryota; Metazoa; Chordata; Mammalia; Artiodactyla; Camelidae
Gene: MPC1
Product: mitochondrial pyruvate carrier 1
Biological process (GO): pyruvate import into mitochondria
Cellular component (GO): mitochondrial inner membrane
Source: RefSeq, a predicted model, not a curated record